AAAUCAUAAAUCUUAAACCAUUGGAUAAACCCUAAACUCUAUGAUAAAUCUUAAACUCUAAAUCAAAAUCACUAAACACUAAAACACUCAAGGGUGGGUUUAGAGUUUUAGGGUUUAGUGUUUUUAUUUAUAGUUUAGGAUUUAUCCAAUGGUUUAGAAUUUACCUAAGGGUUUAAAGUUUACCCAAGGAUUUAGGGUUUACCCAAGGGUUUAAGAUUUAGGAUUUAGGGUUUAGGGAUUAGGAUUUAGGGUUUAGUGUUUUGCUGACGACGUUAAAAAUAUUUUUUUAAUUCUUUUUUCUGUAAUUACUUUUUUUUUUUACUUUUUUAUUUUAAGAACAUAAUAUAACUGGACAAUAUUUUGUUUCCUUCUUUUAAAAGAUAUCGAAUUUGAAAUAAUGAAAUCUUAUUGGUUGAUAAACCUAGAGAUUUACCCUAGGGGUGAAUCCAAGAAGAAGUCGUUUAUAAAUAUUUAUACUAAAGAAAAGUAACUUGAUUAAACAAAAUUGUAUAAAUACUGAACGUGCGUAACAACCAGAUACACAUCCAAUCGUUGAAAAGGUUUUUAAAAAGAGCUCGGUAGAAAAACCUGUAAAGACAGCCGUAUGAUGAAUUUGUCACUAAGUGCUAGAAAAACUGCGAUGCCAUGUCUUUUAGAGGAAACACAAUACAUCUUCCCCGCCGGAUCACCUACGCUCGUCGAGUUAUUGAAAGACUGCGACAGUUUCCGGAAAGAAGAUUCCAGCUCCGUCACCAGAAGCGACGACACGGCUCAUCACAUAAUAGAUAUCGAUGCUUUACACGUACCACCAGCUGUACCGUUUGUCUUAGCCUUCAUCAACCUCGCAUACAGUGUCACUCUUCGCCAACGGUUUGGUUCCUCGUCCACUUCGGUGAAGACUCUACUCGAUGACGUUUCCGGGGAGGCUUGCGAUGGCGAUAUCCUCGCCGUUCUCGGUGCAAGCGGAGCUGGAAAGUCCACGUUGAUCGAUGCAUUAGCGGGACGUGUUGCAAAGGAGAGUCUAAGAGGCUCCGUGACACUAAACGGAGAUAACGUUUUGCAAUCUAGUUUGUUGAAAGUGAUAUCUGCUUACGUCAUGCAAGACGAUCUCUUGUUUCCCAUGCUGACCGUUAAAGAAACACUUAUGUUUGCUUCUGAGUUUCGCCUCCCGAGAAGCUUGUCCAAAUCCAAAAAAAUGGAGCGUGUUGAAGCCUUAAUAGACCAACUAGGGCUCAGAAGUGCGGCGGAUACAAGAAUAGGAGAUGAAGGACACCGUGGAGUCUCCGGUGGAGAGCGGCGGCGCGUGUCAAUCGGUAUCGACAUUAUCCAUGACCCUAUCGUCUUGUUCCUCGACGAGCCUACAUCAGGGUUGGAUUCCACCAACGCAUUUAUGGUGGUACAAGUUCUUAAAAGAAUAGCUCAGAGUGGCAGUAUCGUAAUUAUGUCGAUACAUCAACCAAGUGCUAGAAUACUAGAUUUGCUUGACCGUCUUAUCAUCUUAUCUCGAGGCAAGAGUGUGUUCAACGGUUCUCCGGCAAAUCUUCCUUCUUUCUUCUCCGACUUUGGUCAUCCCAUCCCGGAGAGAGAGAACAUCACCGAGUUCUCACUUGACCUAGUUCGAGAGCUUGAAAGAGAGCCCAACGAAGGAACCAGAGAGCUAGUAGAUUUCAACGAUGGAUGGCAGAAAAAGAAAUUUGCUCGAGACACGACACAAACUGCAUCUCAACAAGCCUUGUCCUUAAAAGAAGCCAUCGAUGCAAGUGUCUCUAGAGGUAAACUAGUCUCAGGCUCGUCCGGUUCCAUGGAAACAAUAUCUUCAUACGCAAACCCGUCACUGUUUGAAACAUUCAUCUUAGCCAAACGUUACAUGAAAAACUGGAUUCGAAUGCCUGAGCUUGUCGGAACAAGGAUUGCUACCGUCAUGGUGACCGGUUUUCUAUUAGCCACGGUCUAUUGGAAGCUAGACAACACUCCAAAAGGUGCACAAGAGAGGUUAACCUUAUUUGCAUUCGUGGUACCUACAAUGUUCUUUUGCUGUUUAGACAACGUCCCUGUUUUUAUCCAAGAACGUUACAUCUUCUUAAGAGAGACAGCACACAACGCUUACAGAACAUCUUCAUACGUCAUAUCUUAUUCUCUAGUGACCAUGCCUCAGUUAAUAGCCCCGUCCAUAGUAUUUGCCUCCAUCACAUUCUGGACCGUUGGUUUGAACGGUGGGUUACAAGGUUUCUUCUUCUAUGUCCUCAUAAUCUACGCUUCGUUUUGGUCGGGAUCAUCUGUUGUUACUUUCAUAUCUGGUGUUCUUCCCAACAUCAUGUUAAGUUACAUGGUCGCAACAUCCUAUCUCGCAUACUGUUUACUGGUGUUGAGUGGCUUCUACGUGAACAGAGAUCGUAUACCGGUCUACUGGAUGUGGUUUCAUUACAUUUCACUGCUUAAGUUUCCCUACGAGGCUGUCUUAAUCAACGAGUUUGAUGACCCUUCUCGUUGCUUUGUAAAGGGAGUUCAAGUAUUCGACGGUACUCUUAUCGGAGGAGUGUCUGAUUCGGGAAAGGUUAAGCUCCUACAAACUCUGGGAAUGUCGCUAAGGAAGAGGAUAACGGAGUCAACAUGUUUAAGGACAGGGUCUGACUUACUUGUACAGCAAGGUGUUACUCAACUGAGUAAGUGGGAUUGCUUGUGGAUUACGUUUGCAUGUGGCCUCUUUUUCAGGAUCUUGUUUUACUUUACUUUGCUGUUUGGGAGCAAAAACAAGAGGACGUGAGGUAGUAGCCCCAUAAAUAAGUAUGUGCGUUGGUUACAUAUUUAUGUGAGGCUUAAAAAAUUUAAAUAAUAGCUUCUCGAACGGUGGUUGUAUACUUGUAUAGUAUGGAUACUAAUAGCAGUAAUAACAUUUAUGAUCGUUUUAUCUCUAUGUAUUUUUCUGUAAUAAAUAUUCAAAAUAAAUUAUUUAUAUACUUUUCCAAGGCCAUUAUGUAAAAUAUAUAUUUCAUAAAAUGAUUUUUUAAAGGAAAGCUUAUUUAAAAUCCUUUUGAGCUGAUAUCUUAAUUAUCCGAGAUACCAUAUUUCAAACUUCUAUGUUAGAUAGUAGCAAUAUAAAUAUUUUACAAGUAUCUCUACUUUGAAGAAACCUAAAGAAUAUUUAAGGGCAAUUUUUCUAAAUUGUUUUUUUUCUUAGUUUUUGUCUCCAAAAUAGAUUCUGAAUUGGAGGAUCGCUUAAAUAGUCUUCAUUAACUGUUCAAAAGACUCUAAUAUCUUCAAUUAAUAAUAUACCUAGGAAACAAAAAAAGACUUAUGUUCUCUCUCGCUCGACAACGGUUACGACGUUACCGCCAUCUAGACACCGGAGACAAAUUACGCCGAGCCACCGUUGUCACACUCUUUACAUUCAAAUCAGAAUAUAUAGAUGUAAGUUUUGAAUGUUUCUUCUUCAAAAUCGAAAUCAAGGGUUUUGAUUGAAAAUUUGGAAAUCUUCUCUUCUUAGUGUUUUUGAAUUGAAAAUUGGGGAUUUAAAUUUGUUGCUCUUCAGAUAAUAUAUUUGAGCUUGUUUUGUUGUUCAAAUCAAACAGAGUGAACAUAAUCAGAAUUACAAAGAAGGAAUUUCACUAAGCUUGAUUUACAAAAUCUGGCUUACGGAAGAAGAUGAAUCUGUGACCUUGCUUUUUGGUAAGCCAUUUUGAAUCUUUGAUGUUCCUAGUUCUUUUUGACCAAUGAUUUAUUUCUCUCAGAUUCGAAUUUUUUUAGUCUGAUUGUGUGAUAUGAUAUGGUUUCAAACAUGUGUGUGUCGAUGUAUUAGUUCUCUUGUUCCUCUAAAAGUUGUAUCUUUUUCUUGUUAAGAACACACAUGAAAAUUAUAGUUUUUUUCUUGUUCUCGUUUUUCGCAAGUGUAAUGUGCAUCAUUAAAUUUUGUUGGUACUGUUUGUAGCUGAAGAGAAACACCAUUACUCGAGAAGUUGUUCUGGUAAAGAAAAUGCUCUGUUGCACUUGUUGUCCAACGAAGGAAAGGGCCUUGGACGUUGUUGGAGCUCAAAUCAAAGGCUGCUUAAUUUUGGGAACACAAGGUUUCGAGGUAAUAUACCUUUGAUUCAGUUGUUUUCUAUAUAAGUUGAGUUACAUCAGAUGCUUUUCUUGAGAACCAGCUGUUGUUCCUGAGUGUGACUGAGAUGAGUUUGCUUAUGAUAUUUCUAGUCGAUUGCUUGUGCUUGUGAAAGUGUGUGUGUGAACUAGCUGUUGUUCCUGACUGUGACUGAUAUGAGUUUGCUUAUGACAUUUCUAGUCGAUUACUUGUGCUUAUAAAACUUUACGGUUUAUUUUUAAAAAAAUUCAGGAAGGUUUUUUAAGUUUUAGGAUAUCUUUCAAAAAAAUCCUAUAUUAACAAAUUUGAAAAAAAAAAUUGCUUGGUUAGUUGUUUUGGCUUACGCAUAUUGAUAUCUUUGGUAGGCUCGUGAAUUUGCUUAUGACAUUUCCAGCUGAUUGCUUGUGCUUGUGAAAGUGUGUGUGUGUGUGUUUUUUUUCCAUUUCAGAAAUAAUUUGUGUUGUUUCAGGAAAGAUUUCCAGAAAUUCAGUGAGAGGUGUUUGAAAUUAUCAGGGAUUUUAAGUUGUUGGACGAAUUGAACUAAAAAUCUCUUCGAGGAAUAAUAUAGUGUUUUGCCGCUGAGCUAUGGUGUUAUAUUUGUUGGACUAACUAUUUAAAAUUAUAUACACAAGCAUUAUCUAUUUAAUUAAAAAUGUCUGGAUUCCGAAUAGAAUCAAACACGGGUGGAUAUACGGUUUAAGUAGAGUACGAUAGUGGUUUAGUCAAAUAUAAAUGAAUAUAUUGACAAACGUACUUAUAUAGCAUAUUUAGAAUAUCAUGUAACAUAUUUAGGAUGGGUUUACAAAACAUAUUUUGAGUGCAUAUAAGCAAAGCCUCAAUUAUAUAUGUCAUGUGUUUAGCCAAAAUUAAGGAUUUGUACACCAUAUUGGUAAGAAUCAAAUGAAUUUGUCUAAUUUUGAAAAAAAAAGGAUAUACCGUAUUUAUGAUAGCAUGUAACAUAUUUAGGAUGUGUUUCUAAAACAUAUUUUGAGUGCAUACAAGCAAAGUCUCAAUUAUAUAUGUCAUGUAUUUAGCCAGAAUUAAGGAUUUGUACACCAUAUUGGCAAGAAUCAAAUGAAGUUGUCUAAUUUUGAAAAAUAAAAAUUAAUCACAUUUUUAGUAUAUAUCAUAUUUAGGAUAGCAUGUAACAUAUUUAGGAUGGGUUUCCAGGACAUAUUUUGAGUGCAUAUAAGCAAAAUCUCAAUUAUAUAUGUCCAAAAUUAAGGAUUUGUAGACCAUAUUGGUAAGAAUCAAAUGAAGUUGUCUAAUUUUGAAAAAAAAAAAAUUAGGAUAUACUGUAUUUAGGAGCAUGCAACAUAUUUAGGAUGAGUUUUCAGAACAUAUUUUGAGUGAAUACAAACAAAGUCUCAAUUUUAUAUGUCAUGUAUUUCGCCAUAAUUAAGGAUUUGUACACGAUAUUUGUAAGAAUCAAAUGAAGUUGUCUAAUUUUGAAAAAUAAAAAUUAAUCACAUUUUUUUAGUAUAUACUGUAUUUAGGAUAACAUGUAACAUAUUUAAGAUGGGUUUCCAGAACAUUUUUUGAGUGCAUAUAAGUAAAGUCUCAGUUAUAUAUGUCAUGUCUUUAGCCAAAAUUAAGGAUUUGUACACCAUAUUAGUAAGACUCAAAUGAAGUUGUCUAAAUUUGAAAAAUAAAAAUUAAUCAAUUUUAGGAUAUACCGUAUUUAGGAUAACAUGUAACAUAUUUAGGAUGAGUAACCAGAACAUAUUUUGAGUGCAUAUAAGAAAAGUCUCAAUUAAAUAUGUCAUGUGUUUAUCCAAAAUUAAGGAUUUGUACACUAUAUUGGUAAGAAUCAAAUGAAGUUGUCUAAUUUUGAAAAAUAAAAAUUCUUAGACAAGUAUUCAAGAUAUAUUCUAACAUAGUUAAGAAGUCUUCCAAAGUACUUAGACAAGUAUUGAACGAACUGAAGAAGCAUUCAAGAGAACUGAAGAAGCACAUGUAUUAGUAGCUUGCUUGUUACAGCUAUGUGAAUCAGAAAGAACCUGCGGAAUUCUAAUUCUUUUUUUUGAAAGUUUAGUACAUAAUUAGGAAAGCUAUCAUGAAUAGUGCUUAAUUAAUAUAAAACAACAAACCUUUACAUACAAGCAACGGAUUCCAUCAAAUAACAAACCUUUACACACAAGCAACGGAUUCCAUCAAAUCACUUAGUCUUGUCGAUGAAAGUUCUUAUGGAGAUUGUCGGUACAUCUUCAACCAUACUUUUAACCUCCAAAGAGAUUUCAUAGCUCAAAAGUUAUAUCUUCCUCUUGAAUACCAUUUUAAGCAAAUUUUCAUAUUAAAGAUCUUACUCUAAGUGAAUAAACAGUGCAGUCAUGUUCUUAUCCACAUAAAACUCCCACUGGAAAGUAUCCUUUUAGCUCCAUCCUCCACAAACACAAGAAAAAUUCAACCAUAUUUUGAAAACCUGUUAAAAAGAUCAAAACCAAAUCUCAAAAAGAUCAACCAACUGUGAAUCAAAGAGAUUUAAACUAAAUCUUCCAAAAAAAUUCAAAAAACGUGUAA
Molecule: messenger RNA, 6595 nt
Organism: Brassica rapa (field mustard)
Lineage: Eukaryota; Viridiplantae; Streptophyta; Magnoliopsida; Brassicales; Brassicaceae
Product: ABC transporter G family member 19
Biological process (GO): transmembrane transport
Cellular component (GO): membrane
Molecular function (GO): ATP hydrolysis activity; ATP binding; ABC-type transporter activity
Source: RefSeq, a predicted model, not a curated record